GCCCCGUCCGGGCAGCGCCGCACCGAGCCGCGUCCCCGCACAGUGGCCAUGGAGUACACGCCGGCCCCCAAGCCGCAGCUCUCCUCCCGGGCCAACGCCUUCUCCAUCGCCGCCCUCAUGUCGAGCGGCAGCUCCAAGGACAAGGAGUCCCCCGAGAGCACCAUCAAGCCUCUGGAACAAUUCGUUGAGAAAUCCUCCUGCGCCCAGCCUCUGAGUGAUUUAUCCAGCCUGGAUCCUCACGGGGAUUUUAGCAGCAGCCCCUCUUCCCUGUGCACCGAGCCCCUCAUCCCCACCACCCCCAUCAUCCCCAGCGAGGAGAUGGCCAAAAUCUCCUGCAGCCUGGAAACCAAAGAGCUCUGGGACAAGUUUCAUGAACUGGGCACCGAGAUGAUCAUCACCAAAUCCGGGAGGAGAAUGUUUCCUACGAUCAGGGUUUCCUUCUCGGGAGUGGAUCCAGAGGCCAAGUAUAUUGUGUUAAUGGACAUAGUUCCUGUGGACAAUAAAAGAUAUAGAUAUGCCUACCACAGGUCUUCCUGGUUAGUGGCUGGAAAAGCUGACCCUCCACUCCCUGCAAGGUUGUAUGUGCACCCUGACUCCCCGUUCACAGGAGAGCAACUGCUGAAGCAGAUGGUGUCCUUUGAGAAAGUCAAACUCACCAACAACGAGCUGGAUCAGCAUGGCCACAUCAUUUUGAACUCCAUGCACAAGUACCAGCCACGGGUCCACAUCAUUAAGAAGAAGGAUCACACAGCUUCUUUGCUAAAUCUGAAAUCAGAAGAAUUCAGAACAUUCAUAUUUCCAGAGACAGUUUUUACUGCUGUUACUGCCUACCAGAAUCAAUUGAUAACCAAGUUGAAAAUUGACAGCAACCCUUUUGCUAAAGGAUUCCGUGACUCUUCCAGACUCACUGAUAUCGAGAGAGAAAGCGUGGAGAGCCUUAUCCAAAAGCAUUCCUAUGCCCGAUCCCCCAUUCGGACCUACGGAGGAGAAGAUGAACUUGGAGAUGACAGCCAGGCAGCACAAAGCAGAGGGUCAGCCUUUACAACAUCUGAUAACCUGUCCCUCAGUUCCUGGGUUUCCUCUUCAACCAGUUUCCCAGGAUUUCAGCAUCCACAGUCUUUGAGUGCCCUGGGUACCAGCACUGCAUCCAUAGCUACACCCAUUCCUCAUCCGAUCCAAGGAUCUCUGCCUCCAUACAGCCGCCUGGGAAUGCCUCUUACACCCUCUGCUAUAGCCAGCUCCAUGCAAGGUAGCGGCCCCACUUUCCCAUCCUUCCACAUGCCAAGGUACCACCAUUAUUUUCAGCAGGGUCCUUAUGCAGCUAUCCAGGGACUGCGGCAUUCUUCCGCAGUGAUGACACCAUUUGUAUGAGUGGCGUAAGACAAGAGGAACACAAGAUUUUAAAUGUGCAAGUUUGCUAUGAAAAAUACAAGGGACCUUCCUGAAAGGCCUGUGGCAGGAGUGCUGAACUCAUAACAAACCAGCUAAGAAAAUACUUUGUGGAUCUAGAUUCCUCUUUUGAGGGAUCACAAGAAGAGAGCGUGCAGCUUGGAGCUGCUCACAGAUCUAUGUGUAACACAGCCAAAAUGGAUUCCAAAGUCCACAGGAUCUUUGGUCGCAUGCAGCUUGUUCCAAAGGUGCAUUAUACCUAGUGGAAAGAGAUUAUCUUUAAGCAGCAGUGUACAAACUAAUUGUUUAUAGGUCUUUUUUCAUAUGCUAGAUGAAUUCUAAAAGAGGCAAUACUCUUACUCACCUUCAUCUCUUCUUGUGACUGAUGAGUAUCUAAACAGAAAAAUGUAUUGCUAUAACUUUGAGCAUGUUUUAGGCUAUCUCAACAUACAUUUGCUGAAAACAGGACAAAGUGGAGAAGACCACUGUCCUUUUCAAGACUGGCAUAUAUUCACCAAAACCAGUAUUUCUUAGUUGCUACUAUAAUCACAAAGAGAAUGUUAAUAACAAGUCUUUCUUUCUUUCUUUGUUUCUUUCACAAAACACUUAUUGGUUCCAAAAAAAAGAACUGUGUUACAGGACUGUAGUAGUAAUAAUGUAUUCUGUCCUUCAGUCUAAAAGGAAGUUUGUACUAUAUCCAAGGAGCAGCAACUUAACUGUUGGUUAAGGUAUAAUGAAGAAAAAUAUUGAUUUGGAAAAAUCUGUUACUUAAACUUAGAAACCCAAGAUUUCAAAUUUUAAAGCAGUGCUUGUUUGCUACUGUGUGUGCCACUGAAGACCUGUUUCCAGCUGCACAUGUGUACCAAGUUAACCUGAUUUCAGGCUAGACCAGUCUAUAGACUCUCUGAAUCAAACAAUAAUUAAGGGACUGGUAUGAAUGGCAUUGGAGUAUCUUUCCACUUGUUCUGAUUUUGUUGAGUUUGGUCAUGGCUGUUACUAUAUAAGCUCCUUGGCCAGGAAAAUGAAGGUUGUACUACCAGUUUUUUCAUGUCCCACUAGAAUGGUGGAGUUCCCUUGGGAAAAUAACAGUACACAACUUUACACCAAUUUUUUUUAAAAUUCAUGUCUGACUUGUUUUCAGUUAGUAUUUGGGGCUCUCAUUCAAGGUACUCCCCUUUUUCUAGUAGGUUGUGUCUGAUGCAAUGGAAGAGCUAUAGAGGCAUAAGAAAAUAAUGACAUUGUCUGCAGAGAGCUAACAUGAAUCCUUUGCACUGCUGGAAACAGUAGUAGUGUGAUCUUGGCUUUCUGUGUGGCAGGAGCUGGGAUCCCAAUGUAAAUGAUAAGCUGACAUAAAGUUUGUGUCGAGUUGCAUCCAAGCUGCAGGUGAUACAUCUACUGACAAAAAAGAACUAGCAUAUAUAAUCUCAUAUAUUACAGAUCUCUUUAGAGCUGGAACACAACACAGACUUAUUUCCCUCUAUUGUCUUCAACUUUUGACCAUUCUGUGUUGGUGUCAUGUGGUAAAAAGCAGAGUGCAGUACAUUGAGUCACAUAUUCCCAUCUCUGCAAAGUGCAAGGCAAGGCACGGCACAUGCAUCCCACAGAAAAAAACCAUCAUUAUGUAUUUUCCAGUAUUUUCCAAAAUCUUCUCAAGUUGGCCAUUUCAAUCACCUUUUCAACCAAGUUAUCUGCAAUAUCACCCUAAUUCCCCAUCAACCACUGUUGGACCUGCUGAUGAAAAAUUACCUUGGCCAAUUUGCAACUCCUGUGCUCUGUAUGUAAAUAAAAAUGAAAAAUUAUAUACAAUUUAGACCUUCUAAAAGGAGUUCCAUAAAUUAAUAUAACAGGCCACGCUCUGCAGUAUUUAAAUGGCUCAGAAUCAGACACUGAAUUUGUCUUGGUGCACCCAAAUAUUAGAUUUUGCUGUGGGCUAUCAGAUUCACAGGAAAUGUGCAUGUUGCAAGACUGUGCCUACUUAUAACUGGUUUUGAUAUAAACCCCCUAAUUUCAUGAAUUUAGGGGAUACUGACCCUACAAGAAUGUAAUUCUUCAAGUACACAUUACUCUACAGAAACAGUAAUUACAGAAGAGGUUUGGAAGAAAGUUUUUUCUUCAGUUUUUUAAAUUUCUGUCAGAGUUGUAUGAAGUUGUAUGAAGACCCUACGAUGACAUGCACUGCGGAGAAAUUCUGUUUCUUUUAUCUGACUCCUUCUGCAGCUUCAUUAACUUAUCUGGAGCUGCAGGGGAUAUGGUUAGGUUCAGAAUUCAAGCCAGUAGUUUUACUGCUGAUACUUCCAUCAGGAAAGGGUCAAAUGAGUAGACAACUUUUACAUAACUCCAGAAACAAGUUCGAAAGAGGUGGGCUGAUUUAGGCAUGGUCAAAAUGUGACAUAAAGGCUGCUCAUACACGACCUUCCUUCAUGAAGCAAAUUCAGAGUAAUAAACAGCACAAUCUUGUCAGCCCAGUCCCAGUCCCUGCUCUAGGAACACCAAUAUUUGGCAUGCAGAAAUGCCACUGAUACUGUUUCAGAGAAAAUUCUCCAGGCUCUUUCUGGAGAAUGAAACAGGAUUUUGACAACUUCAUUUACAAAAAUUAUUAAAUGAAAGAAAUGUGCUUUCCACUACAAAUGAAGCGUGAUUCAUAUCUGAAAUAAAAUGGCAGUGGGCUGUCUCAAUAUAAAAACAUGAUAAAGCCAACUUCUCAUCCAAGUUCUCUCCGAUGAAUUUCGCAUUACAGAUGAUGCAGAACUAUCUGUCAAAAUCCACAGCCUGAUUUUUACACUCAGACCAAGUCUCUCAGUGGGCUUAUCCCUCCUUGAGCUGCUCUUUGAUGGUUUAAUUCCUUUGCAGAAGAAACCCAUUGGGUUCCUCACUAAUGCAGAAUCACAGGCAGGUCCCAAGCAAGGGAAUGAAGGCAGCUUGUGACAGAUUUGACCAGGAAUGAGAUCAGUAGGUAUGUCCAUUCCUCACUUCCUCUUCUUUGCUCUCACAGUCCUAUCUAAAAAACCUGUUGCAUAGAUUUGAGGUUGAAGGGAUUAAGUUCAUUGAGGCCACAAGAUGUCCAGUGAAGAGGUCUUACCACCUCACAAUGUUCCUGCUCCUUGUCCCUCUCACCUUCCUGUGGGCCUGGGGAGGAAUGGGAGUGAUGCCAGGAAUAAAAUUCCUGCCCAACUGAAGUCAAAUGUAAAUUUAUUGGCUGUAAUGGGGGCAGAACUUCAUUUCACAUUGUCAUCUAAAAAUAAAGUCUGACAGUAAGAACAGUGACUUAAGUGACAACAAUAAUAUAGGAACAGUACAGAAAAUAUUAAAACCCAAGUACAAAUCAGCUUUAGCACUGAACUUACAACAGGAAGAAAAUGAAUGCAAAUUUGUAAUUACUUGGUUAAAGAGUGAAAUCACUUUUUCUAAAAAAAUAAAGAAAAAAACCCUAAAUUAUCUCCAUCACUUUGACAAUAACGCAGUAAUUUAUUUAAGGCCUUGCUAUACUGCUGUCAAAAUUGUAUCACUUCCAAGACAGAACAUCUGUUGUUGGUAAAUGGGCUAGGAAUGCCAAAUAUAAUCUAGAAUUUAUUUUCCAAAUACAAUUCACAUUGUAUAUCCCAUGAGAAGCGUUCUUCACCUUUAUGAGUUUUGUUCUUGGCUCAGAAAAAUGGAGCUGGUUUAUGCUGUUUGAUUUUGUUUGGUGGGUUUUUUGUUUUG
Messenger RNA from Hirundo rustica (Barn swallow), 5088 nucleotides. RefSeq names its product T-box transcription factor 20 (gene TBX20). The record is from RefSeq and is a predicted model, not a curated record. NCBI's taxonomy places the organism in Eukaryota, Metazoa, Chordata, Aves, Passeriformes, Hirundinidae. The coding region runs from base 49 to 1371 and encodes 440 amino acids. Gene Ontology annotation, molecular function: DNA-binding transcription factor activity, RNA polymerase II-specific; RNA polymerase II cis-regulatory region sequence-specific DNA binding. Gene Ontology annotation, biological process: regulation of transcription by RNA polymerase II; vasculogenesis; positive regulation of DNA-templated transcription. The transcript is spliced from 8 exons. Gene Ontology annotation, cellular component: nucleus.